This is a messenger RNA of Anopheles funestus (African malaria mosquito), 3344 nucleotides long. It is a transcript of the gene Nha2, whose product is annotated as sodium/hydrogen exchanger 9B2. Gene Ontology annotation, biological process: proton transmembrane transport. Gene Ontology annotation, molecular function: antiporter activity. The transcript is spliced from 7 exons. Lineage: Eukaryota; Metazoa; Arthropoda; Insecta; Diptera; Culicidae. Bases 1426 to 3150 code for a protein of 574 amino acids. Gene Ontology annotation, cellular component: membrane. The record is from RefSeq and is a predicted model, not a curated record.
AUACUGCAGUUCUCGGUGGGUGCUUGCCAAGGUGGUGCACGUAUGCACCUGUGUGUCUUUCAUUCCUCCAUUAUUUUCAACCAGCCGUUUUUCAUCCGUUUUGCUUCGGUUCAUACAUGUAUGCAUUCGUCGUUUGCAAAGCUGGUCGUUUGUUGGUGGUUCCAGGUAAAACUUGUCUCCAGUUCAGCUCACCGCACCGCCGGGACACAGUUCUCUACACUGACCACACACAUACACACCCUUUUGGUCCGGUUGACCACCAUCGGUUGGUUGUGGGAGAAAGAGUGAAAGCACUUCAAAAUUGUCCUGGAACGUGUGUCUCACCCUGUCACCCCCAGAGAGCUUCUCCAGGAAGAGAAGCUUUUAAGUUUUGGCCAAGUUGUUUUGUUAUGCGUAACAUCACCAAAUUCUAUAAGACGAUUAGGCUGGACCCAGAACCCUAGCAGGCAGCGCUAGCAAUAAUUCGUUCCAUAGAAUCGGGAAGAUCCAUUCAUCAGUUGCCGAUCGUUUCUUGUCCCUUUUGCUCGGUAUUACUCUUCCCCCAAUGGCACUGGAGAAUAAAUAUACAAACCAGGAAAUGAAGGGGAGAUGCAUUGGGUGGUAGGGUAAGAAGGUUUUUAGUUUUACUGCAAGUUGCUAGGAAAUUACCCCCUGCAUUUGUGUAAUUGGGUGCCAAGGCAUAUCAGGAGAACCACUGCAAUGGACAUUUGCUCCUCGGAAACUCGGACGCUUAUUGAUCGGUGGUGUAUUACUUUCUUUUGGUACAGGUACAUACGUACAUUCAUCUGUCUGAUAACGAGAAACUCGGUACAACAUGCGGUGGUAAUAGGAACCAAAGGCAUUUCACCAUUUUUCAAUCAAACAUUGCCUAAUUCACUGGAAAGACCCCACAGGAAGCAACAUUUACAUUCAUCAUAUAGCAAUUGGUUUCGGCUUCAGGUUGUAGUUAAGAAGUGUCUCUGUAUAUCGUUCUACUGCUAAAGAUAAAUCCAGAAUGUUUGCAGACGGCAAAGCCAAACGUUGUAAAUGGGACAACAUCUAUGAUUCUGCCAAACUGGACCACCGAUAGGAUUUUUUUUUCUUAUAGAUCUUUACCCAAUGUUUCGGAUACCACUGCCGGUGUAAUGUAUCGUCGAGUAAACAGUAGAUAAAAACAGAUAAAAGUAAUUAAAUGUUCCCAUAACGCCCCGGUUGAGAGCAGUUGGGUAUAAAAGGAAGUAACCCGAUAUGUGAGCGCUUUUUUUUGUUUGUUUGGCCUGUAAAGCCGUUCUCGGCUCAGUUUCAUGAAGAUGAUGUGAGGUAAAACUCCGGUGUAGUUGUACGGUAGUGAAUCUAAAUACAGUUUGUCUUCGUACGGUUGUGCGUGCAGACAGAGUUGACAACGUGAGCACAAGAUUGUGAAGCGCCAAAUUUGAAGAUUAUUCGAUGCCGCAUCCAUUGACUCCACCGAGAAUUUACAUCACAUCCGUGGAAGAAGGCACCGUAGAAGACGCGAACGCACCGCGGACGAACGGUGGAUCGGCGGUAGCAGUGGAAGAACUGAACAGUGGCACAUCAUCGGUAGUGAUUCCGUCGAUCGAUUUGGCCAUGGCAUUAAGCAAACAACAGACCGGCAACGACGGUGCACUGCCACUGACCAGCGUCAGUGAUAGCGAAUGGCAUCCGGUGAGAGUGGUCUCCGGAGAUGAGGGUGGAAAUGGGGUGCCACAGCUUUACACGCGCCCUGUCAGCCCGAAUGAACAUGCAAUGACGACGACGACGACGACGAUUUCAACGAUAGCUCGCAAAUGUCCAGCGCUGGAGCGUAACUGGCCCAUCACGUCGCAACCGUUGGCAUUGUUGAUCGUAUUUGGGCUUCUGUGGGCCAUAGCAUACGCCAUCCUACCAACGGAACUGUCCCAUCCUGCCGGCGGCCUGAUGCGACUCAUGUUCCUGUUCGUCGGUGCUCAGGCCUGUGGCAUUCUCGUUUCGCUAACCGGACUGCCGGACAUGCUCGGUAUGCUGUUUUGGGGAGUACUGUACGCCAAUGUAGGAUGGGCCGACUUUACCGGAUACGAGCGGGUCGAGGUGUUUCUGCGCGAGAUGGCGCUCGUCAACAUAAUGCUGCUGGCCGGGCUGGGGCUGGACUACGCCGCCCUGCGGAGUUUGUUUCGCUUCAUCAUGCAGCUUACACUGGUACCGACCGUGGCAGAGGUUGUGGCCGUCGCGGUGCUUUCCCAUUACCUCCUCGAUUUACCGUGGCUUUGGGGUGUUUUGCUCGGCCUGGUCGAAACUGCCAUCUCGCCGAACGUCGUCGUUACCGUGCUGCUCCGGCUGAAGGAAGAACGACUCGGGUUGAAUAAAGGAAUUCACACAUUAAUCAUCGCCAUGACAAGCUGUAAUGAUGUUCUGGCAAUUUUCCUGUUCGGCGUCAUUCUGGGUGUGAUAUUUUCCACCGGCGAUCUCACCAGCCAGAUCCUGCAGGGACCGAUCGGUAUCGUAAUUGGGCUCGUCUACGGGAGUCUGUGCGGUCUUGCGCUGCUGUACGUGCCCUCUUAUCACGCGAAAUACACUAACGGGUUGCGGUUUACGAUGGCGGCGCUGGCCGGUACGCUGUCGGUGGUGGGAAGCAAAAAGGUCGGGUACCCUUCGGCAGGUGCGCUCGGUUGUAUUGUGACGGCGUUUGUUGCCGGUACGGGAUGGCGCAAACGGCCCCCGACCGAGUGCAACGAGGUGAGCAUGUAUUUGGAUUUGCUGUGGAAAUUUUUGAAGCCUGUAUCCUUUUCAUUGAUCGGGAAGGAGGUUAAUUUUUCGGUGCUAGAAGGCGAAACUGUCUUGUACGGAGCGAUUACACUGUUGGCGGCAGUGUUGCUGCGAUUGAUUUUUUCCUACCUUUCUACGAUGGGCAGUGAGCUAAACUGGAAAGAGAAGGCGUACGUCACGUUAUCUGGCUUUCCCAAAGCUACCGUGCAAGCUGCAUUGGGACCGGCCGCUCUGGAUCUUGCUCGCAGUCUAAAUGCUACCGAUGAGUACCCGCGGGCACAAACCGUACUGAUUGUAACGGUGCUGGCAAUCAUUAUGACUGCUCCGCUUGGUGCGUUACUGAUGAUCAAAUUAGCUCCGCGUUGGCUGAAACAAUCGAAAGAUGAGCGAACGGAUCAAUACAGUUGAUCUUUAACUUAAAGUGCAAAGCAACACGAAAGUACUUAAAUUGUGAACACUUACUUGAAUCUUGGUACUUUAUUUAAUGUAACAGAGACUUACAACUGUAUCAGAUACGGGUCGUUAGAGCUAAACGUUAUGUUUUGUAGGAUGUUAAAUUCUACCUAAUGUAGGUAAAUUAUAUAAAUCGAAUAUUCCAAAAA